AUGAAUAAUCUGCCAAAAGACCAAGUGACAACAACAUUCAAGAGUCUAUUACAGAAAAAGCACAAUAAGGGUUGCUUUGAUUGUAACGCCAAAGGACCCACUUGGGCUUCAGUAACCUUUGGUAUAUUUAUUUGUCAAGACUGUGCAGCAGCACAUCGCAAUCUCGGUGUCCACAUUAGUUUCGUCAAGUCCACUAUUUUAGACUCUUGGACACGCGAACAGCUCGAUUUAAUGGUUGCAGGUGGAAAUGCAAGUGCUCGAGAAGGGUUUGGAGAAACUGCACUGAAUAUGAAUGACCUCAAGUCGAAAUAUACGUAUAAAACAGCACUUUCUUACAAGAACAAGCUUCAGAAAAAGGCUACGCAGAUGCUGCAAGAGCAGCCAUCACCAUUAAUAGAGCAAAAGCAAGACAACCUUAUCGAUUUCGAUCAGCCAAAGCAACCACAGCAACACCAAUCUCUCAUUGAUUUUGACGAUGAUAGCACGAAUGCUGCCAAAAAUACCAACCUGAUGGAUGAUUUCGACAUCUUUAGACCUGUUGCCAAGCCAAAUAGCCCAUCCAAUGAUGCGAAAUCAUCGCUAUUUGAUGACUUACUAGGAGCACCUCCAUCAUCACCAUCAGCGCUUGCGCCUGCGCCUGCCAAACGAAGCAACGUGUUUGAUGAUCUAUUAUCACCCUCAACGAAUACCGCAACUCAUCAAACUCCUCAUUUGAUUGAUCAGGAAAAUGACCCUUUUGAUGAAUUUAUAGCUUCUCCAAAAGCCAGCACAACUUCCAAUGCAGCCGUAGACGAUUUUUUUGACCAAUUUGAAAAGGCAACACCCUCUGGUCUGCCAUCAGCAGCAGCAAUAGCAUCUACGCCCAAGAAGAGAACAUUGAAAGCACCGAAAUCACAUCACCAUUCAUCCAGAUUAGGCGCUCGCAAAGUGCAAAGCACUGUGUUUCAACAGCAAGCUCAACUUGCCAUGAGAGAAGAGCAGAUGCGAGAGCAGGGUGUAGAUGAGGAGAGCAUAGGACGUAGUAGUCGAAAUCAAGCCAUGAUGAUGAAUCAAUCAAUUGUCAUUCCUAAAUUACAAAAGCCAACAAGCACAAGACUCACUUACGUAGAAUCCAAAGUAGACAAAAGCAGCAGCAGUGAAGAGGAUAUAGAAAACGAGAGACUGGGCAUCAUGUCACUCAACCUAAACAGCACUACAGGCAGCAAGAACAGGACAUCAUCGCAAAUCAACAGCGCAGAGGAGGAUACCAAUGAUCAUUAUGCUAGAGAUAAAUUUGGAAAUGCAAAGGCCAUUUCAUCAGAUCAAUACUUUGGCAGAAAUGAUUAUGAUCCACAGCGUUCUGCUGCAAAUGCCUCAAGAUUAGCACAAUUUCAAGGCUCUCAAAGCAUUUCAUCAGACCAAUAUUUCGGUAGAAAAUCAUCAGAGCGAGUUACUUCGUCAUCCAAUCCCAUAUCCAAAAAGAUUCUUAGAGCUGCUAUCAAAGGUGCAACCAAGCUACAGAACACGCUGGCAGAUAUGGAGGUAUGA
Molecule: messenger RNA, 1527 nt
Organism: Mucor velutinosus
Lineage: Eukaryota; Fungi; Mucoromycota; Mucoromycetes; Mucorales; Mucoraceae
Exons: 3
Coding region: 1-1527 (508 amino acids)
Biological process (GO): COPI coating of Golgi vesicle
Molecular function (GO): GTPase activator activity
Source: RefSeq, a predicted model, not a curated record